AUGACGUGGAACAUCGCGUGGUUCUUCGUCUUGCUGUUGGCAGCAUUGUGUCACGGCAGUGCAUCGACAUUGAAUGGAUCGGCCACGCUGAAGCGCGCCCUAGUGUUGGACGUGGACACGGGUGUGGAUGAUGCACUGGCCAUCGGUCUCGCCCUGAGCUCUGAUGCCGAAGUGGUGGCCAUCACUACGGUGGCCGGCAACACUAGAGAGGACUUGGCGAGGGACAACACUCUGCGAGUGCUUCGGGUAUUCGGCAGGAUGGACAUUCCCGUGUACCGAGGAGCAGAUCGGCCCCUCGAUGGAGACUGGAACACCGAGGAGCACUACUUCGGCCACGACGGGUUCGGAGAAGUGUCCGGACACUACGUCGUGGGCGUGAAUGCCGCAGUCACCUCUGGCCCCGGAGAAAACGGCACGCCGGCAGCAUUGAAGAUCAUCGAGCUCACGCGGGCGAGACCCGGCCAACUCACCCUGGUGCUGCUCGGACCGCUGACCAACGCGGCUAUCGCCCUCCUGGUGGACCCUCACUUCACCGGAGGCCUGCGAGAGGUGGUCAUCUUGGGCGGCAACAGACAAGGCCGAGGAAAUGCUGUGCCGGGCUCGGAGUUCAACUUCCACACAGACCCGGAGGCUGCCCACAUUGUCCUGCAGAGGACGCAGUGUCCGGUCACCAUCGUACCAUGGGAAACGUCCCUUAUCUCCAUACUUCCGUGGCCCUCCUACCACCACGUGGUCCUCAAGAACAGCACGAAAGCGCAGUUCUUGGCCGAUGUGACCCGGUACACGCAGCGCUGCUGCGAAGCUGGCAAUGAAGGAUUCAAUGUGGGUGAUGCCCUCGCCGUCCUGGCGGCACUGUCCCCGGCUUCUGUGCUCGACUCGGUCGAUCGUCGCGUCGCCGUCGAACUGUCUGGUCACCACACCCGCGGCCAGCUGGUCCAAGCCUGGUCGCCUACGAUGCUGCCGCAGGUGCGUCGAACUGUGAAGCUGGUCCGGGCGCUUGACACACGGCUUUUGGCUGACUACCUGACCAGGGCGUUCUCUUGA
This is a messenger RNA of Rhipicephalus microplus (southern cattle tick), 1044 nucleotides long. RefSeq names its product nucleoside hydrolase. Gene Ontology annotation, molecular function: hydrolase activity, hydrolyzing N-glycosyl compounds. Lineage: Eukaryota; Metazoa; Arthropoda; Arachnida; Ixodida; Ixodidae. The record is from RefSeq and is a predicted model, not a curated record.